Racocetra fulgida is the source of this 771-nucleotide messenger RNA. The record is from the annotation of a GenBank genome assembly. Lineage: Eukaryota; Fungi; Glomeromycota; Glomeromycetes; Diversisporales; Gigasporaceae.
AAAAGAUUAACGGAUUUGGAUUUCCUGCAUAUAUUGAAUGGAUUGGUAAGCAUUCCAAGAUUAUUUUUAUUGUUUUUAUGAAAUUGGUAAUAAUGAGCGACGAUAAUAUGGUGUUAGAGUCAGAAGAUACUGAUUUGUAUGAGCCUGAGAAUAUUGAUUCGUAUGAGCCUGAGAAUGUUGAUUUGGGUAAUCCUGUGUAUUCUGAUUUGGAUGAGCCUGGGUGUUCUGAUUUGGAUGAACCUGAUGGUGUUGAUUUGGAUAGGUCAGAAUCUAACGAUAUGGAUAGUAAUGAUAAUAAUGAAGAUACAUUUCAGUCUUCUACAUUAUCACAAACUGCUUUUAAACGAAUAAUUGAAGGACUUGAUAUCCAGGCUAAUGUACUUAGUAAUGAUCGUUUAAAAGAAAUUCUCAUUAAUUCUGAGGAUAAAAUUUUGCAAAACCUUCGUGAGUAUGCACAUGAUAGUGCUGAAAUUAGUCAUCUUCGUGAAUCAUUGCAAGAAAGAUUUUUAGAACCAACAAAACCGAUUCAACUUGCUGCCUUUUUUGACCCACGAACUAAAGAUAUGCAGAUAUUUACAGAGAAUGAGAAACAACAAACUAUUUCUGAAGUACACGUAGAAUAUCUUGAAUUAGCUACAGAUUAUUAUGAAGCAGACAAUUUAUCAGAUUUAACAUCUAAUGAUAUAAUGCAUAUCAAAGAUAUUUUUUUUAAUCCUGCGACCAAUUGUAUUCAAGAGGAUUCAGAUCAAGACGAUAAUAAUAUUACUAACC